AUGUCGGAGCACAUGUCUGGCGUGCAGUACAUUCGUGUGAGUGAGGAUGAAGAUGAGAGCCCUAUUGAAGUGCCGAUGGAGGCUGAUGGCACUGUACUCCUCACGACCUUAAAUUCGGUUUUUCCCAAGGCGACGGGUCUAAAGUAUCUCGCUACCGACUCGGGAUGCUUCCGCGGCGUACGAUUGAAUGAAGGCAGACUCUACGCCCCUGAAGAAGGUUGGGUUCAUUCAUAUAUUUGUGCGUUUCCAAAAGCUGAUAAAAAACGUAAGGUAGAGGAAGACCAGGAUUCUCAGUCCGCUAAGUCAAAGAAGGUGGAAGGCAGGAAAUGCACCGAUCUUAUUGUUCUCAACUUGGCUUGGAAGACAGAUGAGACCACUCUGCGUGAAUAUUUUUCAAAGUACGGCGAACUAGUCAUGGUUCAAGUUAAAAGACAUCCAGGUAGUCAACAAAGUAAGGGAUACGGUUUCAUUAGAUUCGGUGCUUACGAGUCCCAGCCAGCGUGUCUUGCAGAACGACACUACAUUGAUGGACGAUGGUGUGACGUCCGUGUCCCUAUGUCCAAACUUGAGGGUGACAAGCAAGAAGUCAGUCGAAAGGUUCAUGUCGGUGGUUUAUCCGAGAGCAUAACUCCAGACGUCCUGCGGGAUUACUUCUCAGAGUUUGGAAAAGUCGUCGAUGUAUUUGUACCCAAACCUUUCCGGUCCUUCGCAUUCGUGACAUUCGAGGAUGCAGAAGUAGCUGCUACACUUGUUGGAAAGAAGCAGAGGAUCGAUGAUUGUGAAGUAACGAUCGGGUCAGCAGUUCCAAAGCUGCCACAGCAGCCUCCCCGCCCUAUGCCCCCAAUGCAGCCGCCCAUGCAUAUGCACAUGCCACCGAAUCCUUGGGGCUGGGCGUAUCCUCCAGCUCACGAGCCAAUGAACAUGCGCAAUUAUGGACCUUCGAUGCGUGGCGGGAACAUGCCCAUGUCUGGCUACCAGGGUGGAGUCAAUAUGAUGCCAGCACACCAUGGAUCUCCCGGAGCACCAUAUCAACAGCCUUAUGGCAGACCUUAUUCGCUAGCCGGCCAUCGAAUU
Opisthorchis viverrini is the source of this 1074-nucleotide messenger RNA. RefSeq lists its product as hypothetical. NCBI's taxonomy places the organism in Eukaryota, Metazoa, Platyhelminthes, Trematoda, Opisthorchiida, Opisthorchiidae. The transcript has 6 exons. Gene Ontology annotation, cellular component: nucleoplasm. Gene Ontology annotation, molecular function: RNA binding. The record is from RefSeq and is a predicted model, not a curated record. Gene Ontology annotation, biological process: regulation of gene expression. The annotation marks the transcript as partial.